AUGUCCGCCCACUUCAUACCGGUUCGUACUGACUACUCUCUGCAGAAGCUGGCCAAACUAUAUGUGUCUGAGAUAGUGAGAUUGCAUGGGGUACAGGCUUCAGUCAUUUCUGAUAGGGAUCCUCACUUCCCGUCUUGGUUCUGGAAGAAGCUACAUGAAGCUCUGGGCGAGCGACGUGUUCUGGGUCUUGAACUGGUUUCUGGUACCGAGGAUAAAGUUAGAUUGAUUCGAGAUCAACUGAAAGCGGCAUCUGAUAAACAAAAGUCAUAUGCAGAUCUGAAGCGUCGAGAGAUAGAGUAUAUUGUGGGGGACUUCGUUUUUCUCAAGUUGGAACUACCUCUAAAAUUGGAUCGGAUCCAUGAUGUUUUCCACGUCUCGAUACUGAGGUGCUACUGCUCUGAUUCCACGCAUAUUGUUUCUAUUGAAGAGAUCAAGAUUAGGCCAGAUCUGACCUUUAAAGAGGAGCCAGUUCAAAUUUUGGAUCGUGAUGUAAAGGUUCUAAGAAGAAAAUCCAUCCUACUGGUUAAGGUUCUCUGGUGUAAUCAUAGCACUAAGGAGGCCACGUGGGAGUCGAAGGAUACGAUGCGACAGCAGUAUCCUCAUCUAUUCUGA
Messenger RNA from Gossypium arboreum, 612 nucleotides. RefSeq lists its product as uncharacterized. Bases 1 to 612 code for a protein of 203 amino acids. NCBI's taxonomy places the organism in Eukaryota, Viridiplantae, Streptophyta, Magnoliopsida, Malvales, Malvaceae. The transcript has 3 exons. The record is from RefSeq and is a predicted model, not a curated record.